AAAGUUACGCCUUCCGAAUUUGGCUGCAGAGAUACCUACUUGUCUUCUUGUCCAAGAAGAAGUCCAGCUGCUGGUUCUUUUGACAGAAGACCACCACCGGCAGCAUGGAGGGGCUGGAGCGGUUCGACAGUCCGGGCAAGGGUCGAGGACUCCGCGUCAAGAGAGCUUUUAAAGCCGGGGAGCUGCUGCUGUCCUGCGCGGCCUACGCGUCCGUGCUGUCGGUCAGUGAGCGAGGCAGCUGCUGCGAGCUCUGCUUCACCAGGAAAGAAGGCUUGGCGAGAUGUGGGAAGUGCAAGAAAGCUUCUUAUUGCAGUAAGAAAUGCCAGAAAGCAGACUGGGCCAUGCACAAGCUGGAGUGUUCGGCCAUGACUGCGUUUGGAGAGAACUGGUGUCCGUCGGAGACGACUCGCCUGGUGGCUCGGAUCCUCGCAACCAAGAAACUGCAGACAGAGCCCUGCGCUUCAGAGAAAAUGAUGCUCAUAGGAGAGCUGCAGUCACACCUGGAGGACGAAGAUAACGAGAAAAUAGAGCGGACCGAGGCAGAUAUUGCUGGCCUUUACCGUUUCUACUCCAAACAUCUGGAGAUGCCCGACCACAAAGACCUGCUCCGACUCUUCUCCCAGGUUGCCUGUAAUGGUUUCACUGUAGAGGAUGAUGAACUGUCCCAAAUGGGUGCCUCAAUCUAUCCCGACGUGGCGCUAAUAAAUCACAGCUGCCUCCCCAGCGUUAUCGUCACGUAUAACGGAACGUCAGCCGAGGUCCGGGCGGUGCAGGACAUGAAACCAGGAGAUGAAGUGCUCAUCAGCUACAUAGACCUGCUUUAUCCAACGGACGAUCGUAACACCAGGCUGAGAGAGUCCUAUUACUUCACCUGCGACUGUCACGAGUGCAGAACCAAGUCCAAAGACAAAUUAAAGCUGAAGGUUCGUAACCGGAGCGAACCCGUCGAGCCGCAGGUCAUCAGCAACAUGGUGCGCUACGCCAGGAAUAAAAUCAGAGAGUUCCGGGCCCUGAAGAAUGUGAAAACUCCCAGUGAGUUGCUGGACAUGUGUGAGCAGAGUCUGGAUGAAAUGGGAGCCGUCUUUGAUGACUCCAACAUCUACAUGCUCCACAUGAUGUACCAGGCCAUGGGGGUUUGUAUUUACACGCAGGAUGCUGAUGGAGCCAUCAGAUACGGACAGAAGAUCCUGAAACCAUACAGUAUACUGUACCCACCGUACUCCCUGAACGUCUCCUCCAUGUACCUGAAGAUGGGCAGGAUCUACAGGGGGGUGGAGAGGCACUCGGAGGCCGUCAGUGCCUUCAAGAAGGCUUUGGCUAUAAUGGAGGUGGCUCAUGGGAAGGAUCACCCCUACGUUAAAGACGUGCGCAGAGAGAUGGGACAAAAGUGAAAAACGUCCGCGCAGCUGCUCUCGAUGGGACUCUUGAUGUUUUACAGAACUAAACCCCACCUGGACCAAUCCUUCUGUGUCUCUUUCCCGUCUUCUAACUUCAUCCAGUCGAGGCAGAUGGCCACCCAUCCUGAGCUCGGUUCUGCUGGAGCUUUCUUCCUGUUAAAAGGGAGUUUUUCCCCUGAAUGUUUUUGUACAGGGUCCUGAGAUUACAUUUUGUUGUGAAUUAGUGCCGUCUAACUAAACCGAACUAGAGUAAAUUAACCCAUUAACACCCAUUCUCAAGGAGUAAACCGUUACGAAUCUGGUAACUGAAUAACUGCAGCUUAGCUAGCAAUAAUCACCUGAUGUCAAUCUAGCUCAACACUAACGACACAGUUGAAGCUCUGUCUGCCUGUCUGUCAGGUAUGCAUUAGGAGGAGGAUCUCAGAUACAAGAAUGUGUGCCUUCGAGCUGUAUAUUCACAGGGGGACAGACACAAAAUGUGUAUUUAAACAUUAAAACUCACCACUGGGAAGAGCGCGUACUCCCUGAGGAAGUCCUGAGAAGGGAAGUCAGUGAAGUCUCCAAAGUCAGCUAAAAAUUAUAACCACAAAAUUUGAGCAUUAAAAGAAAAAAAAACAUGGAUUUGGUUGAUUUGAAACUCAGCUCUGAAGGUUAAAGAGCUCAUUUCAUAUUCAUGUCAAAUCUGCAAAUAUUCCAUCUGUAAAGCUGAAUGUUUACUGAAUUCAAUCUUUUUAAUAAACAAGGUUGUUGUCUAAAGUAGUAAACUGUGUGCUAUAUUUUCUCAU
This is a messenger RNA of Nematolebias whitei (Rio pearlfish), 2182 nucleotides long. It is a transcript of the gene smyd2b, whose product is annotated as SET and MYND domain containing 2b. The record is from RefSeq and is a predicted model, not a curated record. Gene Ontology annotation, molecular function: protein binding. NCBI's taxonomy places the organism in Eukaryota, Metazoa, Chordata, Actinopteri, Cyprinodontiformes, Rivulidae. Bases 105 to 1391 code for a protein of 428 amino acids. The transcript has 13 exons. Gene Ontology annotation, cellular component: nucleus.